CACCACCACCACCACCACCACCACCACCACCACCACCACCACCACCACCAAAACACAAACAAAAACCUCGUACCCACACACCACCCCCUACCUUCGCCGCCUCUACUACCACACCGCCGCCUCCGCCGCCGUCCCACCACCACACCGGUCACACGCACCAUGUGUCUAAUCCGCGUCAAACCCGAAAUAGACUCCGACACGGAGCGGGAGCACUCCUUACCACCACGAAUCGUCACCGAACGUCGCAGCUCUCGCGCGCAGCACGGCACCGCAUCGCGCAACUCCGUGCGCGGCUCCGUGCGCGAGUCACGACGGGGUAGUCGGAACUCCAUCCACUCGACGCGCGAGGCCCGGGAGGUGCGGGGGUCCCGGGAGUCAAGGGGGAGCUUCAUCGAGACGGUGCAGAUUCCGCCGCCGAGUGUGGUUUUGGGCGGUGGGGGGAUGGGGAUGGGUGCGGGGAGGACGGUCGUAAGGGAAACGCAGAUUGUGCAAGCGCGCCCACCGCCAGCGACGACGACGACGCAGAUAGUCAAGCACGAUGGGCGGAGCCGGAGCCGCAGCCGCAGUCGGCAGCACCAGCAGCGCGAGGACGUGUCGGUAUCCGAGUACCGGGGCUCGCACGCCAGUGUUGUGAGCAGUCGCAGCCGCGACGGCGGCAGGGAGCGCGAGCGCGGCUACUACGUCGACCAGAACCGGAGUCCGAGGAAUUCAUACCGCGCGCUGACUGCGGAUGAGGCGCAUCGGGGAAGUGUCGGUGGAGGACUGGGUGGUCUGGGCGCAGGUGGUGGGGAGAGGAUCGGCUAUAAUAAUUUUCAUGGGAGGAGGUCCGGUAGUGUUAACUAUGUCAACCCUAGACAUAGCCAUAUGAGUGUACGUAGCACUGGUGGCGCAGGCAGGAUGUCAAGGGAGAAGGUGGUCGUUGUGGAGAAGGAGGGGGGGUAUUAUUGAUUCAUUGAUGGGCGGGAUAGUAGUGGAUAUUGUGUGUUUACUUUCCUUCUUCUUCUUCUUCUUCUUCUGUGGCGAGCGAAACGGCGCAUUGGCACAACUUACUUGUGUAUAUAUUGGGCUUGCUUUUUAGAUUCGAGAUCUUUUCGUUACCUUUUGUUUUGCGCACUUUACUUUGCUUUUGCUUUUGCAUCGAGUUGCAUGUACAUAAUUUGGGGCGAUAUACCACUCGAGAGUCGAGAGUCAAAAUGCCCAUUUAUAAGUUAUACCCCGUUGAAUUGUGUGCCAUUCAUUGAUGGUCGAGACUCGGGAC
Molecule: messenger RNA, 1258 nt
Organism: Tricharina praecox
Lineage: Eukaryota; Fungi; Ascomycota; Pezizomycetes; Pezizales; Pyronemataceae
Exons: 1
Coding region: 160-948 (262 amino acids)
Source: RefSeq, a predicted model, not a curated record